AUGCCGCUGGACUCGCAGGACACGCUCUACAUUGUGCUGGAGCUGGUCAUCGCCGGGCUCUCCAUCGCUGGGAACGUGUUGGUGUGCUGCGCGGUGGCCACCAACAGCACCCUGAAGACAGCCACCAACUACUUCCUGGUGUCCCUCGCCGUGGCCGACAUCGCCGUGGGGCUGCUGGCCAUCCCUUUCGCCAUCACCAUCAGCGUGGGCUUCUGCACCGACUUCCACAGCUGCCUCUUCCUCGCCUGCUUCGUCCUGGUGCUCACCCAGAGCUCCAUCUUCAGUAUGCUGGCCGUGGCCAUCGACCGGUACCUGGCCAUCAAGAUCCCUCUCAGGUGAGGCAGUCAGGCUGGGGCUGGGACCCUCCUCCCCCGCUCCCCAUCGCCCAGGGAAGGUCACUUAGAGCUGGCAUCACCUGCCUCCCCGGCCGGGCGAGGCAUGGCCGCGGGAAUCAUCCAUCCUCUUGGGACACCCUUUAGAGAGGCAACAGUGGGGUAGUCCUGCUUGCCCGGACUCCCAAGGGCCAGUGGGCUUCUGGCGGGAGCCUUGAUUUGUGGAAGAUGGCAUAAGACAGGGUCCUUAAGCCGAGAUGGAGAGAUUUCCGGGGUUCAGGAACUUGGAAAGAAAAAAAAAAC
Messenger RNA from Gracilinanus agilis (Agile Gracile Mouse Opossum), 635 nucleotides. RefSeq names its product adenosine receptor A2b-like. Gene Ontology annotation, biological process: vasodilation; adenylate cyclase-activating G protein-coupled receptor signaling pathway; G protein-coupled adenosine receptor signaling pathway. The record is from RefSeq and is a predicted model, not a curated record. The transcript has a single exon. Gene Ontology annotation, cellular component: membrane. Gene Ontology annotation, molecular function: G protein-coupled adenosine receptor activity. NCBI's taxonomy places the organism in Eukaryota, Metazoa, Chordata, Mammalia, Didelphimorphia, Didelphidae. Bases 1 to 339 code for a protein of 112 amino acids.